Molecule: messenger RNA, 4345 nt
Organism: Amoebophrya sp. A25
Lineage: Eukaryota; Dinophyceae; Syndiniales; Amoebophryaceae
Source: the annotation of a GenBank genome assembly
GUAUUCUCUCAGCCAAUCCAUCAAUUCUGAUUCAAACUGCAGGUUUAGACUAUUUUCAAGAUGUUUCAGUAAAGACGAGUAUAACUUUCUUCACUUUUCCUUUUGCAACUACUUACAACAAAUCACAGUAUAACAGAUAUUGAUAUGUUUUCUCAUGAUUAAUCAUAAGACAAUGGGCGAGCAGAGACGGCGUUCUGCGUCGGCGCUUCAAGAGCGUCUGCGUAAGGAUAAUCACCGUCAACAGGACGACGACUCGCCUUUUUUUCAACAAAAUGCAAAUGCUUCAUCAAGACAACAGUUUUACUGCAGUAGCGAAAAUUUAACGACUUCGACGAGCAGUCUCAAUACUCAUGUACAGAACACGGCUCGCGCUGCUAACACGAAUCACAUGACGCACGUGCCGAAGAUCACACCAUCAGCGACACUAUUCCCGCUCACGAAAGUGGCGCCAUCCUUGCCGUCCUCGUCCUUAAUGUCAGCGAGCCACUCGAUUUACCAGCACAACAUCAUGAAGCAGGCGGAUGAUUCUAGGCGCGAGGACACCAUCAUGAAGACGAAGGAUGAUUCUAGUUACCAGGACAGCACUAGGAAACCAAAGAAAGGCUCUACUAGUGACCAAGACAGCAUCAUCAAGAGGCAGAGUGGUUUUGCUUACCACUACCAGGACGCGGCGAUGGAGAAUGAUUCUAGUUACCAGGGCAACAUCAUGAAGGGGCAGAAUCAUAAUCAUUCUAGUUGCCUGGACAGCGGCAGAAUCAUGAACAUGAAGACGACGCAUGAUUGUAGUUACCAGGACGCCACGAGCAGCCAGAUGAAUGAUUCAACUUCUUACUGGGGCACCAUCAUGAAGAUGCAAAAUGAUUGUACCAGUGACCAAGACAGCAUCAUCAAGAGGCAAAGUGAUUUGGCUUACCACUACCAGGACGCGACGAUGAUGAAGGAGGAGCAUUCUAGGUUUCGGAAGACCACAAGCGCUUCUAGUUACGAGAACACAAACGAGACGAAAAACAGCGACAGCAACAUGAUGGAGAGCAGUCCGCUGAUGGAUUUGCGCGAAUCUCGCAACAUCGACGCCAUCGCUACACCUGAUCAUGCUGGAGAAGGGAAAAAUAGUCCUUCUUGUAGUAGGGUCUUCGAUUCCUCCAAGAAUCUUCUUACUUCUCCUAUGUUACAGCUUUUGGUUUUGGAAGGCAAGGGUGGACAGAGCAAAGAGCUGCUUAUGACUCGUGAGCGGCAGAAUGAAGAACAGAACAUCAACGUCACUGGUUCUACUGGGAUCCCUCUGAGGAUGAUGAGCCGGAGUGAUAGUGAUAUCAGGAUGCAAGUAAUGCAGUUACAGCUACCACUGUCGCUGUCGAAUAGUCCUACAUCGACGUCUGUCGUGGUAGCGAGUGACAGGCUCAACACUAUGGAGCGGCGUAGUCCUGUUAUUUCCCCUCCGCGAUCGCGGACGCCAAGGGACGACCUUCAAGGUCGCGCUUUCGAGCACAAGAAGGCAGAAGCGAAAGUAAAGUCAAUAGUGUCGACUGAUGCGGGACAGAAGGACAGGGAGGAGAUGGAAUCACGCCAGGCUGCCAUACCCUUGUCCCUUUCGCAGCCGGCUGUUGCGGCUGCAUCCUCGCUAGCUUCCUCUGUAUUGUUGCGGGAAACAGGCAGGUGGAAGAGCCAAACGCCUGCUGGCUCAAAAAAUUAUGACUCGUCUAUUCUUCAGAUUCAGUAAGAGGAAAUCCGAUAUCUCCUCAGACUUUCAGAUACUUUUUAGUGCUGUGAGGGUUGAGGAUAGAGGUAGCAUUUAGCUAUGUAGAUUGGUUCAUGAAUGAGAACAACUCAUCUCCAGACUCAUUGUCUACGCGAAAGGGUACUAGACGAAAUCAUUUAGCUCUUACAUCACAUCUAACGAACGCAGCCUGUGGUGAAUUCGACGAAGCCUCACCGCCAUUGUCGGCUUGCGAGGAGCCUUUCGCGCCCUGCGCGCUUCGUCGCUGCGGCUGCGUGUGUGCAGAUUGCCGGUGGGAUUCAUCAGCAGCAGAAGGAUGAUUAUGGAGUCGAAAAUACUUUGAACGUUCUUGCGUAAAACUUAGUUUGUUAGUGGUGGUCUUCAUUUCGUCUUCUUUGAGUCAGUCCUACUCGUAUCUUUUUAUCCCAGGGUCGCAAGUGCGGGGGUCAACAUGCUGCCUGAAUAAGUUCAGUCUAGUCAACGUUGCUGCUUCCAAAUUUGUUUGUCAUACCGCUUUCAGUGAAAACUAGAGACAGCUCCUAGGUAUUUAGUUAAUGAGUAAAGCCCUUUUUCUUGCACUAGACUAGGCUGUAGCUGUCAAGGGCGUCCCGACUUUUCUUGUUCCACCACGAACAGAAGUAGGCUUCUACAAUAGAAGGGAAGGACAUAUGACAAAGCGGGCCUUUUUCUUUACCUUCUGAUAACUAGUAGAUUAGUGUCCUCUCUAAGAACACCAAAACGCUCACGAGGAAGCAAGUGGCAAGCGGAUCGAUGCUCCACUAGUGGGUAGUGGUUCUAGGAAAGACAUUGUGGAGGACAGCGAAGGAAGUAACCUGGUGCCCAUUAGAGAAGACAAGGCGGUCGUGGGAGACAUGAAAAUGGCGGCAGCAAGCACACUGAGAGUAGAUAGCACCCAUGUAGUUGCAACAGGAGGUGGAGUAGAAGAGGGCACUAAGCCUGUAGUUCCCACAGGAGGUGAAGGAGAGACCAAGCUGGCAGAAGGUGGCACUCAUGUAGUUGCAACAGGAGGUGGAAUAGAGACCGAGGCGAGCACUCGCACCGCUAUAGAAACCGCAAAAAGUUCCACAUCUUCUUCGCAAGAUAUUAGGAAGGCCAAGUCAGAGACCGGUGGUAGAGAUGAAGGGCUUGAGGUCAAGAGUGAUAUGGGUGGCACUCAGUCUCAGCUCCUAGAAGCAAAAGGGGACAGCAGUAACAGCCAUCAGGCCAUCGAAGAAAAAGGAGACGCGACUACUCAUGUCAAGGCUAUCUCGGGGGGGGGUUCCGCAAGUAGUACGUCUUCUGUCACAGCUUCUAUGCAUCACAAGCAGCCCGCGGCAGCUGCAACUUCAGACAGUGGACAUCAAAUCGAACAAAAUAGUGCUUCUUCUACUUCAGAGAUCGCGGAGGUAGACGAAGGGGGGGGUCAGGCUGCAGAUGGUCAUGGAGUGAUGGGCGAGAAGAAACUCUCUUCGCCUUCUAGCAAUAAUGCAGCCGAAGACUCGGAGUAUUCGUCUUCUCAGCAUAAGGCUACAGUCGGAGGGAGUAGCUCGGCGGCAGAGCACUUAGUAGUAGACAGCGACGCAGCGGGCUCGAGUUUCACUGGCGAAGGAGGGUCUUCUACAGUUCCGGACGUCUUAUCCUCUUGCAGAGGAGAAGAAGUACCGCCAGAGAACUUGCGAGCACGAAAACAGCUUACCGAGUUUUUUCAGAAUUACAAGAGAAUGUCGACCAGGAAGAGUUUCAACAUAGAAGAUGUAACACACAAGUUGACAAGAGCGCACUUCCAAGGCAAAGACCAUGAGGCUCUAGUGACGUGCGUAGGGAACCCCAGAGAAUUUGCUUCUGCAGCGUCUGAUGAUUCAGCACAAUCGCCAGAUCUAUCACAAUGCUUUCUUUCUGCAUCCAGCGUUUGUCUAUUAGGUAUCGGUGGCGGCGGCGAUGUAUGGACACCGAGGGCUGGCGGGCGCGCGGGGCCGAAGCCGCAGUGCGAGGAGGUUGCCGUAAAGCACGUGCGCUUUUCGAAGGGCUCUGAUGCCAUGAAAGAGUCAUGCUAUGCUUUGUAUGCUUCCUCGGUUGAAAGCUUAAGAUUGUACGUGGCUGAGACUCACGAAAGUGUCGAGUUUUCGAAAAAGCCGCGAGUUAUGGGUCACGUUAUAUAUCUACAUUUAGAGCAACUUCCCACGAAUAUCAACAACGGAAAGACCCACAAGCAUCAGAUCCCGAUCAAGGACACAAAAGGGAGACCAAGAUCAUGACAAUGACAGCAGCACUAAGACCAUCUACAUCGUCAUUAAUAGCUACAGCAUCAAGCUCAUCACGAUCAAAGCCCUAAGGCUUGUAAAUUAUGACUUGAAUAUGCUAGACGAUGAAGGCCGCGAUCUAGCAAGCUUUACCAGCUAAGCGUGAGGGAUCUACAAGAAACCACGAACAUCUGGAGCCAGUUACUUUGUCUUCUCAGUUUUUUUGUCUACGAUAAUGAUGCGUAGUACUAGGUGCAGGACAGGAGCAACAUCGCUGGAGAUGGCGACGUGUGUCAUCACAAUCGUAGCCAUUGAGCGGCCUCAGGGCUUAUCUAAUUUUGGAGGAAUGUCUCGCGCGGCAGCGGCACUCGAAGCUAUAGGAGUAUGA